UACUACUACAGUUGAUCUAAUAAUGAAAUUAUGUGAAAUCACAGCAUUCAAGGAAUAAUUUUUGACAGCGAAAUGCAGUUCAUUUUGGUAAUUCCCAAUGGAUAUCCCUGUAAAUGCUCAAGCUUUAGAAAUGUGCAUGGUUUACCGUAGAAGGAAAGAAGCCAAAAAUUUUGUUAAUUCAGAAAAGAAUUAGAUUCCGAAGAUGAAGAAGAAGGUAGUUGACAGCAUUUGGUGGUGUAGAAGGCCUCCAGGGGAAGUCAAAAAGCUAUAUCAUUGUGCUUCUUCCUCUAAAAGGAACCCAUCUUUCAAAUCUUUGCUAACGCAACACACAGCAAGAAUCAAAUCAAUAUAUUUAGUGUCUUCCAUUGGGUUUUUUAUCAAAACAAAAUCUCUGAAAUUAUACUUGUCUCUCUUCUUCAGAAUGGAAAACUCAACAUCAAAGCAUGAGGUCCUGAAGCCAGUGAUCCUCAAAGCAGGUGUUCCUUUGGCUGUUUCUUUUGCUGGUUUUGUCUAUGCUUGGUUCGUGGCGAAGAAAAGCCUCUCUAAAACAUCUUCUUUAUCACCAAAUGGAGCAAGUUCCCAUGAAAACGAUUCCCACCACGACCCUUCAUAUGAAGAAAGUUGUCAUAGUCAUAGCCAUAGCCUCUCUUGUAUGGAAGAUGAAGGAAAUAGCACAACUUUGAAUGAAAGUGUUGUUGCAGAAAGUUCCCCAUGUUUAGAAGAGGAGAUUAAUGGCUUAAGAAGCAGGAUUGAGGGUAUGCAAAUGAAAGAGUUGGCCUUGCGUUUGCAGCUUGAUCGUUAUUGUGGGUUGAAAGAGCAAGAAAUGGAGGUUGGGGAGAUAAAAAACAUGUUGUCACUUGAGACUGCGCGUGUUGACUUCUUGGAUAGGGAGAUUUCAUCGAUGGAGACACAGAAUAGGAGGUUGGAGAGUUUUGUUGCUCAAUAUCUCAGAGUUGUAGAACAGAUUGAACGUUUGAAAUCUGAGAAUAGAAUGCUUCGGAGGAAGUUUCAGAAGCUAACAAGGAAAUCAAAGGCACAAACCCGUGUGGCCAAGGAGCAGGCUUUGAAGAUAAAAAUGGAAGAAGAAGAAAUCUUGAGAAGCCGUGAUGCUUUGGAAACAAAAGUUGAUGUCAUAGGUAAAUUAGAGGACAAAAUGGAAGAGAUGCAGAGGGAUUUGGAUCAAUUGCAGAAUGAAAAAAAUGAACUUCUGAAGAAGCUUGACACAGCAGAAAAAUCACAUGCUUCAAAGAUUGAAGGUGGAGAUGUAAGUAGGGAAGAGUACAAACAGGUUGUGGAUGAAGUAGAGCAGAUGAAGAAGGAACGAGCAGAUGAAGCUAAAGAACUGAUUUACUUGCGGUGGACCAAUGCCUGUUUAAGGCAUGAUCUAAUGAGGCCUCAUGAACAACAACAUGACCAAGAUAAAAGCCACUCAGAAUUGGAAUUUGGAAGAAAUGAUGUGGUCAUUCAUUAUGACUCAGAGCACGAACUGCACAGCGAUCCUUCAUUUGAUGAGCAUCGUAGUGGUCAUGAUAACAGUGACAGUGGUUCUUCAAAAAGGACAAAGUUGCUUGAAAGGCUCAAGAGAUGGGUGGAAGGCAGUGAAAAGGCUAGAGUUAGGCAUUCUGUUUCCAAAGGGAGAGAUGAAAAUCUAGUUCCUAGAAGGAAAUCAUGUUCUAGUGCUUGAGCACACAAGCAGUGACUCUAGCUCCUUCCUCCUUCAGAACACCACAAUUUACAGAGCAUUAAUAUAGUUUGAAACAUAUGUCUACCACGACGACGUGAUCUACCAUUAACAUAUCUCAUCAAAUUUGAAGCUGUUUAUCUA
Molecule: messenger RNA, 1825 nt
Organism: Vigna angularis (adzuki bean)
Lineage: Eukaryota; Viridiplantae; Streptophyta; Magnoliopsida; Fabales; Fabaceae
Product: protein CHUP1, chloroplastic
Exons: 2
Coding region: 203-1684 (493 amino acids)
Biological process (GO): chloroplast organization
Cellular component (GO): chloroplast outer membrane
Source: RefSeq, a predicted model, not a curated record